CAAGUGUCACUCGCAGUGCAAAGGUAGAUCUCCUCCUCCUUCUUCACCAUCUUCCACCACCCACCACCCGCAUACAUACCCCCACAUCCACCCAAUCACCCACCCACCAUGUCGUCUGUAGGAACACUCUACUCCUGGCCAAACAACCCAAAGGCAGUGCGAAUCCUGGCCGCCGCUGCUUACAAUGGCGCAAAGGUUGACUUCCAGGAGGUCAAGCUGUCCGAGGGAGAGCACCAGAAGCCAGAGUUCCUCAAGAAGUUCCCUCACGGAAAGGUCCCCACCUUCACUUCUUCCGAGGGCCUGAACCUCAGCGAGGCAUCAGCCAUCGCUCGCUUCGUCGCCGGCAUCUCCAACAACGCCAACCUCCUCGGCUCGGACAACGCUACCUCUGCUCAGAUCGAGCAGUGGAUCUCCUUCAGUGACGAUGAGCUCCUCACCCCCGCCUUCCAGAUCGCCAGCCUCUGCACCGGCCGUAUCCCCUACAACAAGGUUACCGAGGACAGGCAAUGGACUGGUCUCAACAGGGCCUUCGCCACUCUCGAGACUCACAUCAAGAACCACACCUUCCUCGUCGGCCAUCAGGUCACCCUCGCCGAUCUUACCCUCGCCUCCGACAUCCUCUUCGUUCAGAACACCGUCGCUGGUGCCGACUUCCGCUCAAAGUACCCCAACGCUCAGCGAUACUUUGAGACUGUCAUCAACCAGGCUCCCGUCAAGAGCGUCUUCCCCGCUCUGAACCCCGUGCAGGACAACAUCAAGUUCACCCCACCCAAGAAGGAGGAGAAGCCCAAGGCUGCUGCCGCCCCCGCCGCUGCUGCUGCCCCCAAGGCUGCCAAGAAGCCCGCUGCUAAGAAGGACGACGACGAUGAGGAGGACGACAAGCCCGCCGAGCCCAAGUCUGCCCCUCACCCUUGCUCCACCCUUCCCCCUACCUCUUUCAACCUCGACGAGGCAAAGAGGCAGUACUCUAACCUCGACACCCCUGACUUCCUCAAGUGGUUCUACGAGAAGUACGACGCAGAGGGAUACAACAUUGUCAAGCUCGACUACAAGUACAAUGAUGAGCUCACACAGGUCUUCAUGAGCUCCAACCUGAUCACCGGUUUGAACUCGCGUCUGGAGGCAUCCCGAAAGUACUUCCUCGGAGCAGGAGCCGUAUUCGGUGCCAACAACGACUCGGUCAUUGCCCUGGCUCUGAUCCUCAGGGGAAAGAACCCAAUGGACGUGCUGGGCGUUGCACCCGACAUUGACUCUUACUCGGUCACCCCACUGGACAUUUCAAAGGCAGAGGACAAGAAGUUCUUUGAGGACGUCCUCUCGUGGGAGGGAGAGUACCAGGGAAAGAAGCUCGCAGAGGGAAAGUUCUUCAAGUAGAGUAGAAAAGCUUAGAAGAUGCAAGGAAGGGGCAGCUAGUGAGGGCGAAGUGAGAUAGUGCCUGGCCUGUCUGUUAAGCACGGUCCAUCGUCCCUCUGUCUCUUUUGUCUCUGUCUCUGUCUCCGUUUCUGUUUCGAAGAAUGUGAUCCUCUCUUUCUGACUCGCUCAUUCGCUCACUCAUUGCGUUCCUAUUCACAUCUCGUGUCUCAUCAAAGUUUCAUGUUUCCCAUGUCUCACAUUGUAUC
This is a messenger RNA of Microstroma glucosiphilum, 1619 nucleotides long. RefSeq names its product eEF1-gamma domain-containing protein. The coding region runs from base 109 to 1374 and encodes 421 amino acids. Gene Ontology annotation, biological process: translational elongation. Lineage: Eukaryota; Fungi; Basidiomycota; Exobasidiomycetes; Microstromatales; Microstromataceae. The transcript has 2 exons. The record is from RefSeq and is a predicted model, not a curated record. Gene Ontology annotation, molecular function: translation elongation factor activity. Gene Ontology annotation, cellular component: nucleus; cytoplasm.